CGAGUUCCGGCCAUUGGUCCCGGUCCUUCUCGGAGCCCUGAAAUAUACGGAAGUUAGUUCCCCUGAGCGAUAAAGUUUCACAGUCGUCAUCGACGUUUUUAAUAACGAGAUUAUUUUUUUAUGGAUUCUACACAUUUCAAAGAACACUUGAUUGCACGCAGAGUGUUUUGAAGUUGAAUAAGUGUGCACUAGAUAGGCAGAGUUCUCCGCGGAAGGAUCCACACUCCGCCGGGCUCGAGCGUGGAGCGAGAUUUGAAUCGCUCUCUGCGGCUCCUGUUUAAAAGUGUUUUAUUUGUAGGAGCAUGUGUGGAGACAUUAAUUAACUUUUUAUGACGCACGAUAGUUUUUUAUAGUUUUUAGCAGCAGACCCUCUAUCGUUUAUUUUGGAUUUUGAAGCUGCUCUUGAAUCCCAAGAUCUCUGCAAACUGUGCAGAUGGAAACCACAGAGAUGAACACAGCUGGCCCAGAAGGGUCUCAGAAGGAGGACAUGUUGUCCCCCUCAGAAGAGAACACCCCUCCUGAUGUAACAGACACUUCAGGCUCCCUGAAUUUCUCCGUGCUCACCCCCCGUCGGUUUGGUAUCUCUGUCCAGAGCUUCACCCCAGCAGCCUCAUCGGACCGCAAAGAUAAGUCUCGUCUAGCACAAAUAAAGGCAAGGAGGCGUUCCAGCAUUGGUGUCCGUGGUUCACCAGAGACAAACUCCCUCAUCCGCUUCAUGGCACAACAGAGACUGAAGACUCCGACAAACUUACAAACUCCACAGGAAGAGGAAGAAACGGCGACGCAGGUUUUGAAACAAGUGGCAACAUCCAGUGAGACUGUGACAGAAACCCAGCCUGAGCUUAUUUCCCCACCUCCACCACCAGCCACCUGUUCCCCUACCAAGAUCCAACAGAAUGGUUUCUUUGAACUCCAAAGCCUCAGUCGACCACUGACUGCUGUCUCCCCUUUCCACCUCCCCUCUCUCCCUGGUCUGCUGGAGAUGAAACCCACAGACGAUGACUCCACUGGGACGUCUGCUGUUAGGAAGACAAAGAGGGUGCGCUUUGGAGGUCUGCUCUCUCCAGAGUUAUUUGAUAAGAACCUGCCUCCCAGCACCCCAUUACAGAAGGGUGGCACGCCGGCUCGAGCACCCACACCAGGCGGGGGGUUACAGCUGCGCUCACUGCUGAAGACGCCGCAGAGGAGUGAACCCCAGACGCUUCAAGCUCAGUCAGACUUCUCCAGCCCUACUGUCUUUGGUGCCUCCCCUACACUCGCAAUGCCUCGCAACUUCAGAAGGAAGUCUGUGGAAGAAGACAGUGAGGAGGAUGGAAAGAUUGUUUUCCCUUCAAUGGAGGAGAUCGACUAUGCAGUGACAAGUGAUACAGGAUAUCUGUUGGACUCCCAGCCACUGAACUUAAACUCUGCUUUCCAUGAGGAGUCUCUGUCUCAGACAGUGACAGAGUCAGAGAUUAAACCCAGCUCAACGUCUCAGAUGGUCGUCCUGGAUGAGCCUGCAUCUUCACCAGAGAAGAAGAAACCUGAAACUCCAGCUCCGGUCAGGUCUAACAAACGGAGGAAAAAGCAGCCAGAAGCAGUGUGUGAAUCUACAAGUGAGGCUCCAGCUCUCUCCGGCAGUCGAAAGAGAAAGCAACCAGAGGAGAGCGAACCUGUGAAGAGGUCGACACGCUCUGCUGCCAAGACGGCCUCUGGGAAGAUGAAGAUGACUUCUGUAGCAGCACGUCGUUGGAACAGGGACGUGGACCGCUCCCUGUACGGCUCUCGGGAAUACGCCUCUAAGAACCCCACCCUGAGUCCCAUUACUGAGAGACUGUCUAUCAUCGGUCAGUCUCCGGCUGCACAGCAGGCUCCCUCUGCAAGCUGCACAAAACACGCAGCUCCAACCCCAGAGACCCACUCGAACGCGGAGACUGCUAACAGCAGGGAAGCAACAGACGAGCUCAUUGUGACACAUGACUUAGAAAAUCCAUCAGAAGAAACCGUCAAAUCUCCAUACCCCAGUAAAGAAAGCUGUGUGAGGAAAGGCAGGAGGCUGUUGGGGCAGAGGUCCAGAGGGAGAGGAAUGAAGAAAAGGAAGGUCAGUGUUGCUGUCUGCAACUUGCUCUGUGAGGAGCCUUGCGAGGAGACUGGAGGACCAACAAAGGAGCACUGUGAAGACCAAACCACUACAAAGCCUGAGGCAUCAAGGGAAACCCCAUUGUGCCACACAGCACCUUAUCAGAGAGCAGAGGACAUAGACCUUGAAGCCAAGACUCCUGCAGAUAUACCCAGCACUAACUCAGAAGGGAAGUCAGAGUGUCCCGCCAGUCUUAAUGCUCUCCUUCCUUCAGAUAAAGAACUGAACGACUUGAGUGCACCAGCAGAGUUCUCACAACGAAAAGCCGAGGGCAGGAGCAGCUCUGUAAACAGUUCAGUUGACCAGGAGCAGGGGGACCAGGUACAGGAGCACCAAAUGAGCCAUGAAGUGGAGGAUAACCACCAGGGAGACCAAGCAGCGAACCGGCUUGAAAACUGCAGGUCGAGCUCAGGCAGUCAGGAAGAGGAGGGACCCUUUAAUUCAGACCUGGCUCCUUGGCAGGCUGACUUUAAUUUUGAAGAUGUAUUUAAAUCUGUCACCAGUAGAGGGCAGCGCUCUGUACGCCGUAGCUUGAGGAACCAGAGAAAUGAGGUCCAGAGCAUCGGGGCAGGUCUCGCCUGGCUGCCUCGUACCUCACCCGACUCGAGUAAAAAGGCCCGAAGGAAAACGCGGGGCUGCCGGCUCAGCGCUGCUCUCCCUGCCCAACCUUCAGUCUCUGAGGAGACACAGGACAACUGUUCAUAAGACUUUAAACUGACGACAGCAGAUUAAAGGGAAUAAUUGAUAUAUUCAUUCCACUGUGAUACAAACCUCACCUCCCUGUUUCAUUAGAUGCAACAAUUUUUCCAAAGAGCAACUUAAUAGUUUUACAUCUAGAAUCUGAAAUGUUUUCUCCCUGUGUGAAUUAUUAGAGCUGACCAGUUAUUUGUUGCCAGAUUCCUGCUGGUAACCAAACCAGUCAAUAUACAGAGUCCAGUCAUGUCUACUGACCAAUUCCCAAUCAAUAACUGCCUGCUCCUCAGCUGGUAAUCAAAGUGCAUCUUCAGUCUCCCUCUCCAAAGUCACUGGAUCAAGCACGUCCAAGUCGAUAUCUAUUCGUUGUGGAUAGAUGGCUUAUUCCAGGAGGAGGGGGUGGAUGGAAUUCAAUCUAUAGAUGGAUAGAAUGAAAUAAAUAGUAAUGUAGGCAGUAAAUGGGCCUUGCACACAGAAAUUGAAUCAAUAGGCUCAGGUAAUUCUGCGUUUGGCUGCUGGAAUGUUUUUUUUUUCCUCUGUCAUUCUGUUGACAUGUCCAGAAGACGUCCCUGUUUCUCCCUGUUGUUUUCAAGCUGUUGGUCCGUUUUUAGACUGGUGAUGAUUUCCAGUCAAGUUGAAUUUGUCUUGUACAUUGCAUCAAAUUAAAUGUGACCUGGUGUUUCUGCUCAAAGUCUACCUUGCUACUGUUAAAAUACUUUGCCACCCCACUUUACCACACUGCGGUAAUUUAAACAGACUAUUUAAGAUGAAUUUGGCAGCAGUUCGUCUGGAUAAACGCCUAUCUCCUCAAAUGUGAUGUUCCAGCUGUGUUCCAGCUUUCCCUUCACAUUAACCAGAACCACCAUCGUUAUAUAAAUUACUAUUCUGAUCUUCAUUUUGAACCCAGCCAAAUAUCUGGAAGUAAAAUGACCUGUGACCUUAGAUUCCACCAGCCAGAGAUUCAAAUCAGCUCCAUCCAUCUGUCAGAGAGGAACGAGCGCUAACAAAUUGAAUUUCAGACUCAGUUCACACAGGAAAAUUGGCUGCUGCAAUUAUGCAACGAUGUAAUCUAUCCAUCACAGAGUAAUUGACUCGUCCCUUCUACAUCAAGUCAGAGUUACUUGGCUGAAGGACACCAGAGCAUUCUGUGUGCUCCUGGUAUGUGCCAAGGUCUCUGUAUUCUCAUGGAAGAUGGAUGGACACAAUUGCAAACCAAGUCAUGCAGUGCUGUGUCCACCCAGUGUGGCCACGCUGCCAUCUGGUGGCGGCUUUCAGGACUUGCACAUAACCAGUUGCUCUAAGACAAUCAACUUGGUCACCUGUGAGUAGAUGAGAGAGUAGCUGACGUUAUUAUAAGGACAGGAGAUAUUGGAAUAGAUACUAAAGCGGUGCGUUGUUGGACGCCACUGCUGAGACCAGUGUGUGUGUGGUCUGUGGCAUCAUGUGCUCAUUUAAAGACUCAUCUGAUUCUUAACUGGGAAUAUCUGAAGUGUGCAGUUAUACUGGGGCA
Paralichthys olivaceus (Japanese flounder) is the source of this 4322-nucleotide messenger RNA. The record is from RefSeq and is a predicted model, not a curated record. NCBI's taxonomy places the organism in Eukaryota, Metazoa, Chordata, Actinopteri, Pleuronectiformes, Paralichthyidae.